AUGCGUCAAAUGCAUCAAAUGCGUCAAAUGCAUCAAAUGCGUCAAGAGGAUGCCACAGUGAGCAAAACGAGCUCUACUUCAGCCAUUCCCAGUAUGGAAAGCAGACUUCUCAGUCUGCCACUCUUCGUUGUCCAGGACAUUCUCGCGCACGUAGUGCGCUCAUAUACCAUUGACCACGACUUGCCAGUCUUGCAGCUCCUGCAACUCCGUGGUACUGAGCGCACCAGAUGUACGCACGAAGCCCCGGCAGACUUUCUCAAGCGGUUACUGCAGUACCAUAUUAAUUACGGACAAAGCAUAUUCGCCAAGCAGAUGCAGUCGGCAGUAGAAGUCUUGAUGGAUGCAUUUGAGACUGUCGGCACGCCUAAAGAGGGGCACGAGGUAUGCGGACUGGUCUGCGAUGCGCUGGCAGAGACGCUGCGCCCCGAGAACUCGUUUUUCCACAAGAGGCCGCAAUAUUUGAACCCGGUGCCGACGGCAUUUGCUAUCGCCUUGAGGGAGAACUUUACUGAUCUCAUUGACGAUAUGUUGAACAGGUUUCCUAUAGUGUCGUGUGGUGGAAAAGGAAGAAAGACGAGGCAAUGUCCGCUAGCAGCUGCAGAAGCAUACGAUAUAUCUCCCAAGCUACCGCUCGAGACGGCCAUGAUGCAUGGACGAAUAGAGCAGGUGAAGAUGUUGUUGAGCCACGGCGCGAGGAUCGGGAAAGACCCAGAAGCAUCGCCAUUCGUUGCUUGUCGAACAGCAGCGAAACAUGGCUAUGAAGAUGUGGUCGAGUCGUAUUUGGAGCUAUUGCCAUGGGACUACAACAAUGUCACGCUCCAUAGCACAGCAAGUCUUGUUUCGACGGCCACCAUCGCGCAUCACUGA
Parastagonospora nodorum SN15 is the source of this 867-nucleotide messenger RNA. RefSeq lists its product as hypothetical. Lineage: Eukaryota; Fungi; Ascomycota; Dothideomycetes; Pleosporales; Phaeosphaeriaceae. The record is from RefSeq and is a predicted model, not a curated record. The transcript has 2 exons. The coding region runs from base 1 to 867 and encodes 288 amino acids.